AGAAAUAAAAGGAGAGAGAGCACACGCAGCAUAUGCGUGCUUCACUCCGCUCUAUGCUUAGGAGGAGCUUCAGGAUUUUCACUUGUUUCCGUGCAACAUCUCAUUUGAAGACUCGUUUACCAAGGAGCCUUUUCUCUCAGACGGGGGAAAGGUAUCUGGACUUCCCAGCUGACUGACAGACCCUGCAAUGUUGUCUUCCCUACCAUUAGACUGAAUGACCAGACCAGACCAGGCAGUGUUGUCGUCCCUACCAGUAGACUGAAUGACCAGACCAGACCAGGCAGUGUUGUCGUCCCUACCAGUAGACUGAAUGACCAGACCAGACCAGGCAGUGUUGUCUUCCCUACCAGUAGACUGAAUGACCAGACCAGACCAGGCAGUGUUGUCUUCCCUACCAGUAGUCUGAAUGACCAGACCAGACCAGGCAGUGUUGUCGUCCCUACCAGUAGACUGAAUGACCAGACCAGACCAGGCAGUGUUGUCUUCCCUACCAGUAGACUGAAUGACCAGACCAGACCAGGCAGUGUUGUCUUCCCUACCAGUAGACUGAAUGACCAGACCAGGCAGUGUUGUCUUCCCUACCAGUAGACUGAAUGACCAGACCAGGCAGUGUUGUCUUCCCUACGAGUAGACUGAAUGACCAGACCAGACCAGGCAGUGUUGUCUUCCCUACCAGUAGACUGAAUGACCAGACCAGACCAGACCAGGCAGUGUUGUCUUCCCUACCAGUAGACUGAAUGACCAGACCAGACCAGGCAGUGCUCCCAGUGUAUCUGGACCAGGGACUAUUUGGCCUCAGUGACUGGCCUCUGCGGUGUUACCAUCAGUUUUGGACUAUAUAAACUGUAUUCGGACUGACUGACCAGCUCCAGUGAUCCUCCCUCCUUCCAUCCCAGCAGAAAACAUGACCCCUCAGACCCUUUAAACUCAGACCCCUCCAACAGCCAGUCCACAUGGACACCACCUCCACCCACUGGCAGCUAGGCAUCCUGGGUAACGACAGUCUCAGCCUCCACCUCGACCGGCCGGGGUUCCACUCUGACAUCACCAAGCAUGUAGGAGUCCAGGCUGCUUUGAUCACAGCGUAUAGUCUGAUCAUCCUACUGGGUCUAGUAGGCAACGCCCUUGUCAUCUACAUGAUCAUCCGCUUCCGGAACAUGAGGACAGUCACUAACUUCUUCAUAGCUAACCUGGCCCUGGCCGACCUGUUGGUGGAUACGUUGUGUUUACCGUUCACACUGGUUUAUACCUUGCUCGACGAGUGGAAGUUCGGCGCGGUGCUGUGUCACAUGGUCCCGUUCGCCCAGGCGCUGAGCGUGCACGUAUCGAUCCUGACGCUGACUGUCAUCGCUCUGGAGCGCUACAGGUGUAUCGUGUUCCACCUGGGCCAACGCCUCACCUGGCGAAGCAGCAUGCUCAUCAUGGCUCUCACCUGGACGCUGUCCGCCGUGCUGGCCGGCCCGCUCGCCAUCUUCAGAGAGUACCGUCAGGAGGAGAUCCCGUCCAUCAACCUGAGGAUCUCAGUCUGCUAUGAGAAGUGGCCUUACGGCAGCAGCAGAGACGGAGUCAUUUACAGCCUGUCUAUGUUACUGCUGCAGUACGUGCUGCCACUCUCCAUCAUCAGUUAUGCCUACAUCUGCAUCUGGGUGAAGCUGAAGAACCACGUGAGUCCAGCGAGCCGCAUCGACGCCAUUCAGCGCAGGAAGAAGACCACCAAGAUGCUGGUUAUGGUGGUUGUAGUCUUCGCCACAUGCUGGUUACCCUUCCACGUGUUUCAACUAGCCAGCGACCUAGACCUGGUGCUCAGCUUAAGACAAUACAAGCUCAUCUAUACUCUCUUCCACAUCGUAGCCAUGUGCUCCACCUUCGCCAACCCGCUCCUGUACGGCUGGAUGAAUAAAAACUACAGGAAUGGGUUCCUCAUGGUGUUCAGGUGUGAGGCUAAACCAGACAGUAUUCACCCUGAGGGAUCCUUCAGGACCCGGUCACUAAGGAGGAUGUCUCUGAACAGGAGGAACGGAGGACACCCUCCAACUGCCGUCUGAUUGGUUGAUUGAUCUGCCGUCUGAUUGGUUGAUUGAUCUGCUGUCUGAUUGAGGCUGCUGUAUGGAGUGAUAUUAGCACCAUUAGAAAGAGAAUCUGAGGCUGCUGUAAAAAAAAAAAGAAGCCUUGUGUGAGUCAGAACGGCCCGUAGGGCAGCAGUCCAUCUCCUGUUUCUGUAGAGUGAACCAGAACGGCCCGUAGGGCAGCAGUCCAUCUCCUGUUUCUGUAGAGUGAACCAGAACGGUCCGUAGUGCAGGAGUCCAUCUCCUGUUUCUGUAGAGUGAACCAGAACGGCCCGUAGGGCAGCAGUCCAUCUCCUGUUUCUGUAGAGUGAACCAGAACGGCCCGUAGGGCAGCAGUCCAUCUCCUGUUUCUGUAGAGUGAACCAGAACGGCCCGUAGGGCAGGAGUCCAUCUCCUGUUUCUGUAGAGUGAACCAGAACGGCCCGUAGGGCAGCAGUCCAUCUCCUGUUUCUGUAGAGUGAACCAGAACGGCCCGUAGGGCAGCAGUCCAUCUCCUGUUUCUGUAGAGUGAACCAGAACGGCCCGUAGGGCAGCAGUCCAUCUCCUGUUUCUGUAGAGUGAACCAGAACGGCCCGUAGGGCAGCAGUCCAUCUCCUGUUUCUGUAGAGUGAACCAGAACGGCCCGUAUGGCAGCAGUCCAUCUCCUGUUUCUGUAGAGUGAACCAGAACGGCCCGUAUGACAGGAGUCCAUCUCCUGUUUCUGUAGAGUGAACCAGAACGGCCCGUAUGGCAGGAGUCCAUCUCCUGUUUCUGUAGAGUGAACCAGAACGGCCCGUAUGGCAGCAGUCCAUCUCCUGUUUCUGUAGAGUGAACCAGAACGGCCCGUAUGGCAGCAGUCCAUCUCCUGUUUCUGUAGAGUGAACCAGAACGGCCCGUAAAUCACUUUGGAUUAAAGCGUCUGUUAAUAUAAUAUAUUGAUGUAUAAGUACACCCCCUGGACACUAUACUGGACAGGACACUAUACUGCUGUGUGGAGUGAUAUUAGUGCCAACAGAGAGGACAGGACACUAUACUGCUGUGUGGAGUGAUAUUAGUGCCAACAGAGAGGACAGGACACUAUACUGCUGUGUGGAGUGAUAUUAGUGCCAACAGAGAGGACAGGACACUAUACUGCUGUGUGGAGUGAUAUUAGUGCCAACAGAGAGGACAGGACACUAUACUGCUGUGUGGAGUGAUAUUAGUGCCAACAGAGAGGACAGGACACUAUACUGCUGUGUGGAGUGAUAUUAGUGCCAACAGAGAGGACAGGACACUAUACUGCUGUGUGGAGUGAUAUUAGUGCCAACAGAAAGGAAAUCCGUAAUUGCUGCACUUAAAGCAUCUCAACAAUGAUGAUGACUAGGACCAGGAGUUUUUCCUGACCUCACAACCGACCUGAGCAAGAAAAACUCUGGACCCUAUAAUUACCUGACCGUGUGGUAUUACUAGGAUAAACUCUGGACCCUAUAAUUACCUGACCGUGUGGUAUAACUAGGAUAAACUCUGGACCCUAUAAUUACCUGACCGUGUGGUAUAACUAGGAUAAACUCUGGGUCCUAGUUAUAUAGCCGUGGUCAGAUCAUGUGGUAUGGAUCAGGAAAAACUCCUGGUCCUCUUUGAGGAUUAAUAUGAGACUUUACAGGGACCUUAAUAAGGUUGUGGUGAAACUGUCUGAAUCGAAUGACCUGACAUUGAAUACCUACCUUAAAAUGACUGACUGACUGAAGUUCAAAGUUGAGAGAAGGCAUUGCACGUGUAAAUGAUUGAUGUGCCCCUACUUCAUCUAACUGUCUAUGGUACUUCUAAAUAAUUAAACUACUCUUGUCCAAUGAA
This is a messenger RNA of Oncorhynchus kisutch (coho salmon), 3878 nucleotides long. RefSeq names its product neuropeptide Y receptor type 2-like. The transcript has 2 exons. Gene Ontology annotation, molecular function: neuropeptide Y receptor activity. Gene Ontology annotation, cellular component: membrane. NCBI's taxonomy places the organism in Eukaryota, Metazoa, Chordata, Actinopteri, Salmoniformes, Salmonidae. Bases 954 to 2045 code for a protein of 363 amino acids. Gene Ontology annotation, biological process: G protein-coupled receptor signaling pathway. The record is from RefSeq and is a predicted model, not a curated record.